CCACUCAGUGUUGUUGUUCACGUCUCGUCCGGUCUCACUGUCUCAGUGCUAUUCGAGCUCAGUCUUCGACGAUUUUUACACGGUUCACCCGACGACCGCACAUCUUGAAAGUUGCGACCAAACGACAACGUAACACGGAACCCUUGAAGUUGCAUUAGCAAAACCGACGAUUUUUAACGCGAUACGACCGAUCGUGUUCACUUCCGCCGACGGAAAUAGACCGUGGGAUCUCUUAUUAUAUUCAUCUCGAUCGUUGUUCCCGCAUCCGACCGGUGACCAGAUCGUAUCUGCCUAUAAAUAAACACAUCCACGCAGAGUCGAACAUGUCGGCCACGACGUUCCGCUCGUUCGCCCGUUCGUUCGGGUCGAAAAUUGAAAAGCCAGUACGUACACAUUUAGUCAAUGUGUAUGCCUGUUUGACAGUAUCCAUGAUAUCAGCUGCAAUUGGGGCGUAUGUUCAUGUUUUUACUAACUUUCUUAGUGCUGGAUUAUUGACAACUCUGGGUGCUACUGGGUUAUUAUUGGCACUUAUGUACACACAAGAUAAUGGAAAAAAUCGCUCUCUCAGAAUGAGUUAUUUAGUUGGAUUUACUUUCUUCACUGGUCUUGGAAUUGGUCCAGUCUUAGAAUAUGUUAUCCACGUGGAUCCCAGUAUUAUACCAACAGCAUUUUUGGCGUCUACAUUGGUAUUCACAUCAUUCAGCUUGUCUGCCAUUUUCGCCGAACGUGGAAAAUGGCUCUAUCUAGGUGGUACUUUAAUGUCAUUGCUAUCUGUCCUCAUGUGUUUGUCUUUGGCCAACUUAUUCCUUGGAUCAGAGCUUAUAUUCAAAAGCUAUCUUUACCUUGGUCUUGCGAUUAUGAGUGGUUUUGUUUUGUACGAUACUCAGUUAAUUAUGGAAAAAAGAAGAGCAGGAGACAAAGAUUUCAUUGCUCAUUCGGUUGAUCUCUUUGUGGACUUUAUUGGCAUCUUCAGAAGGCUGCUAAUUAUUUUAGCACAAAAGGAACAAGGAUCGAAGAAGCGCAAAGACUGAUUGGAAACACAUCCUCUUUUUAAAAUAAAAAUUGUAAUUACCAACUAAAUAUUAUCAACUGUGUACACAACCAACUAUUUGAAAUUAAAUUUAAAA
Messenger RNA from Myzus persicae (green peach aphid), 1127 nucleotides. It is a transcript of the gene BI-1, whose product is annotated as probable Bax inhibitor 1. Bases 324 to 1031 code for a protein of 235 amino acids. NCBI's taxonomy places the organism in Eukaryota, Metazoa, Arthropoda, Insecta, Hemiptera, Aphididae. Gene Ontology annotation, cellular component: mitochondrial membrane. Gene Ontology annotation, molecular function: enzyme binding. Gene Ontology annotation, biological process: cellular response to unfolded protein; negative regulation of RNA splicing; negative regulation of apoptotic signaling pathway. The transcript has 5 exons. The record is from RefSeq and is a predicted model, not a curated record.